AUGUUCGAGAAGGUUGCAAAUGCAACCAGCUCCAAGCAAGCAUGGGAUAUUCUUCAAACUUCCUUUAAAGGUUUGGACAAAGUGAAAAAGGUUCGUCUCCAAACCUUAAGAGGAGAAUUUGAAUCGCUGCAAAUGAAGGAAUCCGAAUCAGUUUUGGAUUAUAUUUCAAUAGUCUUGGCGGUUGUCAAUCAAAUGAAGAGAUAUGGUGAAGAGUUGAAUGAUGAUAGGGUCGUUGCAAAAAUAUUACGAUCCUUGGAUUCAAAAUUUAAUUAUAUUGUUGUUGCCAUUGAAGAGUCCAAGGACUUGGACACCAUGACCAUAGAAGAACUCACGGGUUCUUUGCAAGCACAUGAAGAAAAGUUGAAGAAACCGAAACAAGAGUCGGUUGAACAAGCUUUGCAAGCAAAACUUUCUUUGAAGGAGAAAGAUGAAAGGCGUGGCUCAAAACAAAGAGGUCGUGGACGUGGAAGAGGUCAUAGUAGAGGAGGAAGAGGUGGUAGUCAACCUCUGACCAAAGAAAAUAAAGUCAAGACUCCAACCAAGGAAGAGGCCGCGGAAGAGGUAGAGGAGGGAGGUCAAAUCAAGGAAGAUGAAGAUGACACUUUACUCAUGGCAUGUAAAGAAGAAGAAAGUGUAGAAAGAAAUAAAUGGUACCUUCAUUCCGGUGCAAGCAGCCACAUUUGCAGGAAGAAGCAUUUAUUUGCUAAGUUUGAGGAAUUUAAUGGUGGAACAUCACUCUUGGAGACUCUUCAAAAUUUCAAAUCAAAGGAAAAGGCACGAUUUUAA
Lycium ferocissimum is the source of this 786-nucleotide messenger RNA. RefSeq lists its product as uncharacterized. NCBI's taxonomy places the organism in Eukaryota, Viridiplantae, Streptophyta, Magnoliopsida, Solanales, Solanaceae. The transcript is spliced from 2 exons. Bases 1 to 786 code for a protein of 261 amino acids. The record is from RefSeq and is a predicted model, not a curated record.